UUGGGGCUUCCUCCUUGUGUUGCUGGGGACUCGGAUCCCUCCGCCAUGUUCUGGGCUCCCGUUCUCAGCCUCCUAGUGAUGUGGGGCACAGGUUCCCACUCCCAGCUGGUGCUCACUCAGCCUCCGUCCGCAUCCGUGUCCCUGGGAAACACCGUGAGGCUCUCCUGCGCCUUCAGCAGCGGAGUCAGCGUCAGUGGGAAAUAUGUGCACUGGUACCAGCAGAAGCCUGGCAGCCCCCCACGAUUCCUCUUGUGGUAUUACUCAGACUCCAGCAAGGGCCAAGGCUCGGGGGUCCCCGCUCGCUUCUCUGGCUCCAAGGAUACCUCCACCAACAGUGGCAUUUUGACCAUCUCUGGAGUCCAGGCAGAGGACGAGGCCGAUUAUUACUGUGCAGCAGCUCAUGGCAGUGGCAGCAGCUUGCAGUUGGCACACCCGCAUUCGCUUUCGCUUUCACUGUUGAGGUUCCUGUUGCUCUCCACUUUCCAGAUCUUUGGAAGUUCCUUGGCCCAGGAUGUGCUGACCCAGCCUCCAUCUGUGUCAGUCCCACUGCAACAGGGUGCCCAAAUCCCUUGUUCAGGGAACUGCACUGGGGACUACAGCGUGCCGUGGUGCCAGCCGAAACCGGGCCAGGCUCCUGUCUGUGAUGGCAGCAGGCCAGACGGCCUCCCUGGCCGAUUCUCCGGCACCAAUUCUGGCAACACAGCCACGCUCAGCAUCACGGGGGCCCAAGCAGAGGACGAGGCCGACUAUGACUGCCCGGUGUGGCCCAGUGGCAGCAAGCACCCCACGGUGACGCAGACUGGGAAGCGAGACGAGAACCUCCUGGUGGCAAAUGGCUUCAAGGACAAGCUGGUCCCCACCACGCAGUUCCUUUCGUGA
Molecule: messenger RNA, 879 nt
Organism: Varanus komodoensis (Komodo dragon)
Lineage: Eukaryota; Metazoa; Chordata; Lepidosauria; Squamata; Varanidae
Product: immunoglobulin lambda-1 light chain-like
Biological process (GO): immunoglobulin production; immune response
Source: RefSeq, a predicted model, not a curated record